AUUUAUAUAAUGCAUUUGUGUCUGGAGAAACAUAUUUUCCUAUUUCCUAAUUUCCAAACAUUCCCUUAUUAUUUUGUUCAGUGUUGUUUAUCCAAAACAUAAAAUGGCGUGGCCAUUGCUCUCAGUGUGGAGCUGUUACUGUGUUGGCGUAGCACAAGUUGAUGUUAGCGUCAAAAAGAUCAGAACAAUCACAAGUCAAUAUUAUUAUCACAGUGAAACGAUGCGCCCAUUUUUUGAGCGACGUCGAUUUUCUUCUGGCGAUAGAAUUAGGACAAGAUUCUGGCUUUUAAAUGCUCAAAGCAAUGGAGACUACGGCUCUGAUCAGUUAAUUGAAGAUCUUAGGGUUCCUCAACAAUGGCUUCAACCUUCCAAAGCCUUGGAGG
This is a messenger RNA of Capsicum annuum, 383 nucleotides long. RefSeq lists its product as uncharacterized. NCBI's taxonomy places the organism in Eukaryota, Viridiplantae, Streptophyta, Magnoliopsida, Solanales, Solanaceae. The record is from RefSeq and is a predicted model, not a curated record.